AUGAAGCUGUUUGACUGUUUGUUUGUUUUGAGAUAGAUGCCUAUGUCCUAGACAAAAUACAACUAAUAACAGCUACGUAGGAACAUCACAUCAAAUCCUCAAAUAGAUACUUAUCACGGUAAGUUCCUGAGCUUGCUCUCUAUUCUCUAUACUCUAACUUUGGAUCCCAGCAGAUACCUCUGUCUUUCCAGAAUUAUGUGAGAAAAUUUGCAUGCCUGAGAGUUCACUACAAAGUUCUUAAAGGCAUGUGAAGUCUACCAAUGGAGUUAAUGGGUUGAUUAUGAAGCUGUUGAAAAGGAAAUGAAAGACUGCGGCAAAGACAUAAAAACCUAUUUAAAAUAUUCCUUCAUAUAUGAAGUCCCACUUGACCUACACCUCAAACCGAUGGAAAUAGCAUAAUGCCUAUGAUAGACUUCCGAUACUUCAGAUGCGUGAUGAAGCGAGAGUGGACAUGUCCGGACAGUGAAAUCAAUUUCUAUCUCUACACGCCGGAACACCCGUACAAGCAGUGGGUUGACGUCCGCCAUACUAAGAAGUUGCCUGCCUAUGGGUGGAAGCUGUCAAGGAAGAACGUGCUUAUUGUGCACGGAUUCAAUGGGACCCAUUCGAAAACACCAAUGACAUUCCUUCGCGAUGCAUAUCUAUCGCGCAAAGACUACAACGUAUUUAUGGUGGACUGGUCGCCUCUCACAAGAUUUCCAUGCUAUCUAUCUGCUCUAUCUAAUACAAAACCAUUUAUUUCGGAUUUCAGACUAGCAGCACAAUGCACAGCCCAGUUAUACUCCCGGAUCACACAGUCUGGUGCUCUGGCUAGGAAGAUCACAUGUGUGGGCCAUUCCCUCGGUGCUCACGUAUGCGGUAUGAUGUCUAAUCACCUCACCGAGAAGCAGUACAAGAUUAUAGGUUUAGACCCCGCUCGUCCUUUGGUGUCUAUGUACGGAUCGCGGCUGUUCCGACUUGGGAGAGACGACGCUUACUUUGUUCAAGUCGUGCAUUCGAACGCCGGUUUCCUUGGAGAGAGCGGCCAAAUAGGACAUGCGGAUUUUUGUGUCAACGGUGGAAGACUGCAACCAGGCUGUAAGGGACAUGUGAUGCGAAUAGCCCGCUGCAGUCAUUUUAUGAGCUCCUGUUACUUCGCUGCAGCGGUGAGAAGGCGUAUAAAGAUGAUAGGCGUGCCUUGUGACUCUACGUGCCCUAAACAGGGCCACUGGAGUUUUCGGUACGAUCGCAAAGUGGUCAAAGUUGAUGAAGAUAUUCCUGAGACAUCACGAGGGAUGUACUGCGUUAGAGUAGACCAUGAAGAAAGUUGUCCGUUCGAUUAACAGAAUAGUUUUGUUAGUAAAUAAAAUAUAAUAAUUUAUUUAACAGUAGACCUAUUUAUUGUUUAAGUAGUUAGUUAUAAUUGUAAUGACCGUUCAAAUGUAAGAUGUAAUGAUUCCUGAAGGGAUAGAUUCCAUACAUGAGGCGUUAUAAAUAGCGUCCACCGUAAAAUAACAGGAUCUUCUGAAGUAUAUAUAUGCAUAUUGCGCUAUUCUUAGGAGAUAUUGACUUCGCAAUGUAGAUUGUACGUGAAAAUACGUGAAAAAAGGACAAAGGACUCGCUUUUCAUAUCAUGCAAUUAUCAAAAGUAAGGCCUGCUUCUAUCAGAUAUCUAAAAACUUUAUUAUUAACGUGGGGCAUCAAAAGUUCUGUAAUAUAUGAUAAAAUACAAAGUUUUAAAAAAGUUUAUUUCAUACAUAUAUUAAUAGGAAAACUGAUUUAUAAA
Pararge aegeria (speckled wood butterfly) is the source of this 1765-nucleotide messenger RNA. Its product is annotated as pancreatic lipase-related protein 2. Gene Ontology annotation, molecular function: lipase activity. NCBI's taxonomy places the organism in Eukaryota, Metazoa, Arthropoda, Insecta, Lepidoptera, Nymphalidae. The transcript is spliced from 8 exons. Bases 399 to 1322 code for a protein of 307 amino acids. The record is from RefSeq and is a predicted model, not a curated record.